Messenger RNA from Brenthis ino (lesser marbled fritillary), 1089 nucleotides. Lineage: Eukaryota; Metazoa; Arthropoda; Insecta; Lepidoptera; Nymphalidae. The record is from the annotation of a GenBank genome assembly.
AUGGACUGUCUGGACAAUAUAAUUAAAAAACGUUUAAAUAAUGAUCAAUUAAGGAAAUUUAAUAAGAUAUAUUAUGGAAGAGAAGAUCACUGUGAACUGAAACUAAAAGAAUCUACGAAAAGGGAUAGUUGGAAAAAUAAUUUCGAAGUAUCGGCAUACUCAUUCUCCGCUGCUAAUGAAGAGGUUAGAAAACCUAAUGUUUUAAGGUUAGGCUUAAUUCAGCACUCAAUUGUUUUGCCAACUGAUAAGCCCAUAAAUCAACAAAGACGAGCUAUAUAUGAUAAAAUUGAGAAAGUUAUUGAUGUUGCCGCAUCAGAAGAUGUGCGCAUUCUUUGUUUACAAGAAUGUUGGACGAUGCCAUUUUUUCUAUGUACCAAAGAUAAAGAAAACUGGAAAGAGUUCGCCGAACCUGCUAGUGACGGGCCGAGUACGAUGUUUCUUAGUAAAUUAGCAAAGAAAUACAAAAUGGUGAUUAUAUCUCCCAUUUUAGAAAUAGAUGACCAAGGCUUGUGGUGGAAUACCGCUGUUGUAAUUAAUGAAAACGGUUGUUACAUGGGAAAGCAUCGUAAAAAUCACUUGCCCUCUGUAGGUAGUUUUAAUGAGACACCGUAUUAUUCACCUGGUGGGCUAGGACAUUCGGUUUUUGCUACAAAAUAUGCAAAAAUUGCUGUUAACAUAUGUUAUGGACGCCAUCAUGCGUUAAAUUGGCUUAUGUUUGCCCUAAAUGGGGCUGAGAUCGUUUUUAACCCUGCUGCUACGAUAGGAGAGUUUGGUGAAGCGUUUUGGGGCGUUGAAGCUCGUAAUGCAGCGAUUGCUAAUCACUACUUUACUUGUAGUAUAAACAGAGUAGGAUCAGAGGAGUUUAUUACAGGUAACGAAAAGAAAAUUAGAACCUAUUAUGGUUCUAGUUAUGUCACGGCUCCUAAUGGAUGCAGGACACCAGGACUUUCCAAGGAUAAAGAUGGUCUCCUUAUUACUGAAAUAGAUUUAAACUUAUGUCGACAAAUGAAGGAUUUAUGGGGAUUCAAUAUGACUUCUCGUUUAGAUGUAUACGCAAGAGCACUUUCUACACACAAUAAUAAAGUAAAU